This is a messenger RNA of Stereum hirsutum FP-91666 SS1, 747 nucleotides long. RefSeq lists its product as uncharacterized. The annotation marks the transcript as partial. The record is from RefSeq and is a predicted model, not a curated record. Lineage: Eukaryota; Fungi; Basidiomycota; Agaricomycetes; Russulales; Stereaceae. The transcript has 2 exons.
CUUGUGAAGAUGGUGAAUGCCUUGACAUCAAAAUCAUCAAUUGGUGGCCCCAUGGCGUGCAUGUAUCUCCUUGGACAUCCGGACGUUUAUCGUAGUCAUGAUUUCCGAACGAUAUACUGGACCCCAUAUAUAAAAUAUAUCAAGGAUGACUAUGCUCUUAGACCGACAUCUUACGACACCAUGCCCUUGUGGGACUGGUGGCGGUUGGCAAAGAAAUAUAAAUCAACUCCAAAAAUGAGAGAUGCUCGUCCAGCCGCUGAAGUUGGUGAUCAAGUCAACAACGAUUCAAAGCCGACUCAGAGAAAGCGCAAGAGACAAUCAUCUAUACUUGACCAGGAUUCCGAGAAAAGUCGCCUUCCAAGUCUGUGGGAGACAGGUUUGCAGCAACAGGUAUUUCUAUCCAGUCACUCGCAAUACCCUAGUCACCAUGUGAACUCCGAACCAGAAACAUCUGAUAUUGCUCUAAACCUUGCAGGAGCGAAACUACCAAGAAGAGAUCAAGGAAAUAGAGAAGAAUACUGCAUGAUUAUGCUCAUUUUUUUCAAGCCUUGGCGCACCGGUAAAGAACUGAAGUCUGAUAACGAAAGUUGGCAGCAUGCAUAUGAGAAUCAUGAGUGGACAAUUCGACAGAGUACUGCUAUGCAGAACAUGCAUAUCAAAUAUGAGUGCAAUGAUGCACGGGACGAUUACAAUGCACGGCUCAAAGAGAAUCAGCAGAAGUUACCCGUAUUUGACACUGGCGAAGAU